GAAGAUGCCAGCACAAGCCUAAGGCUGGCCGCAGAUCAGAUGAGCACUCCAGUUCUGAACAGUGAAAGCAAGUUGCAACCCUAAUCAGGGAGGCGCUCUUCUUUUGUAACCGUGGCUCUCAAGCAGGCUCUUUGAUCGAGUUCUGGAGCUUGUGCAAGUACCUUGACUCUGAGCUCUUUCUGGGGCUCCACUCAUUCACACCGAUUGCCAGCGUAUCGUGGAUCAGCGGUUAAGAGUUGAAGUGGUGGGCGGGAUCAAGGCGAUUUGAUUGCUGAUUAGAAAGGACCCUUUCACAAGAGAUUCAUUGAUUGGCCAACUUGAGUCACCCUUCUUCUUGCUCGAUUGAUGAGGGCCCAAACCACACGGCGGUUGGAAGGAUAGUGCUUCUUGUCAAUAUCUCUUAUGCAGCUGGCUCAGCUACCCCGUGUGCAUUAACUUGGGCUUCUGAACACCAUGGCUGAUGCUCCUGCGCCUCCUCAAGAAUCGAUCCUCACAGGCUAUGGGAAUCCCUGGACCGUCUUCUUUCACGUAUUUUUCAAGGGAGCCGCGUUGACGUGGUACGUCGUCUGCAGCCUCUUCACAAGCAGCUUCAUCCUGCAUUUCGUCAUCUGUGUCGUCCUGAUAGCCUUUGACUUUUGGACCAUAAAGAACGUGAGUGGGAGGCGGUUGGUGGGGAUGCGGUGGUGGAACGAGACGGAUGAGCAGGGGGAGUCCUUGUGGCGCUUUGAGUCCUUGGAUCAGCAGGCAAUGGAGCAGCUAAGUAAAAAGGACGGUUGGCUGUUUUGGUGGACCUUGUAUAUCACGCCCGCCCUCUGGAUCGUACUUGGAGCGAUCGCCCUCAUCAAAUUCCAGUUCGACUAUCUGCUCAUCGUCGCUGUUGCUGUGGUCCUGGGGGUGUCGAACAUCAUUGGCUUCACAAAGUGUCGAAAAGAUGCAAAGAAGCAGAUUCAGAGCUUCUCACAACAAGUAAUGGCUGCUGGCCUACAGCACAGCUUCAAUUCUGCCCUUGGUGUGUAAGUUAGGUCGUGCAAGUUCUUGUGUGAGUCCCAGCAAUGUCCAGAGAGUCAUUACGGAGCCUGAAGGAGUAGUCUCAGCACAUACAGAGUGUACUGUCAAAUGAAGGCCUUCUGAAGCCACCAAAGAUCGAAGGUUACAUGUUGAUGCAGCUCGUAACACUUCUAAAGUGCGAACCGUACAGGGAAAAGGGGGAUCGCUUGUUACUGACGACAUAGAUUGCCUUUCGCGACACGGAGCUCAUGGAAGCUGAUCAUGCAAGCUUGCGGAUGUGCAAUCAAGAUCUUUGCGUCCAUGCAUUGAAUUGCAAUGAGCGCA
Klebsormidium nitens is the source of this 1332-nucleotide messenger RNA. The record is from the annotation of a GenBank genome assembly. NCBI's taxonomy places the organism in Eukaryota, Viridiplantae, Streptophyta, Klebsormidiophyceae, Klebsormidiales, Klebsormidiaceae.